AUGCCGGUUCAUGAAGAGAUAUCCAUAAUAUCAAGUAUUUUCAAUCUUAGUAUCAUUGUCACCAAAGUUGUUAUUUUUUAUUUAUCAAUUUUAUUAGGUUUCAAACCAACAACGAAAUCAGUUGAAGCGAAAGAUGAAAUUUCAAGCAAAUCAAAAUUAAUAAAUGCAAAAGAUAUAUCAGAAAUUGUUUCAGUCAGUGGUUAUAGAAUCAAAGAAUAUGUGGUAACUACGAAUGAUGGCUAUUUGUUGGUAUUACAUAAAUUAGAAUCAAAAACACCAACAAAUCAAGCACCUCCAAAAGGUAUAGUUUAUUUUCAUCAUGGAUUAUUAACAUGUUCAGAAUUGUGGGUAUUAGGUUCUGAACAUAAUAAAACAUUACCAUAUUUACUAUUAGAUUUAGGUUAUGAAAUUUGGCUUGGAAAUAAUAGGGGAAAUAAGUAUUCACGUAAACAUUUAAAAUUAUCCGCUUCAAAUCCUAAAUUUUGGGAUUUUUCAUUAGAUGAAUUUAGUUAUUUUGAUAUUCCAAAUAGUUUAAAUUAUAUUCAGAAUUAUUAUAAUGAUUUACAAGAUAAUAAAAUUAUAUAUAUUGGAUUUUCACAAGGUUGUUCUCAAUUAUUUGCAAGUUUAUCGUUACAUCCACAAUUAAAUAACCAAAUUAAAUUAUUCGUCGGUUUAUCACCAGCUAUCAUACCUCAAAAUUUAUCUCAUCCAAUUUUUAAAAUGAUUGUGUCCCAAACUGCAAAUGAUAAUUCUUUUCUUUAUAGUUUAUUUGGAAGAAGAGCAAUUUUAUCAUCUGUAGCAUUUUGGUCAACUAUUUUGGGACCAGAAAUAUAUGAGAAAAUAGUAGAUAAAUCUUUAAUUUUAUUAUUUGGAUGGAAUGGUGAAAAUAUUUCAAAUCCACAAAAAGAAAUUGGUUAUCCUCAUUUAUUUUCGAAUAGUUCGGUGAAGUCCCUACUUCAUUGGUUUCAAAUAAUAAAAGCAAAUAGAUUUCAAAUGUUUGAUGAGACAUGUAGCACUGGAUUAACUAAAUUAAUGAAUUUAUCUAAAAAAUCAAAAAUUAUAGGUAAUAAAACUAUUCCAUUUCCAAUUACAGAUCAUUUAAAUGUUCCAAUGUAUUUAUUUUAUGGUGAUAAUGAUAUUUUAGUAGAUAUUGAAAGAAUAAAAAGCUUGAUUGUGGAUAGUAAUCAUGCAAUGAUUAAUAAACUUGAGGUUAAUUUAUGUCAAGGUUAUGAACAUAUGGAUACAUUAUGGGGAAAUAAUGUUUACGAAGAUGUAUUUAAAAGAAUUAUUGAUAAAUUAGAUAGAUUAGAUGGUGAUAAAACUUUAGUAAAUGGGAAAUUAGAGAAUUUGUUAACAAAUGGUAAUGUGGAUAAACAAGGGAGUAAAUUAAUGCAUAGAUUUCAUUCUAGAUAG
Messenger RNA from Insectozyma verbasci, 1413 nucleotides. Lineage: Eukaryota; Fungi; Ascomycota; Pichiomycetes; Serinales; Debaryomycetaceae. The record is from the annotation of a GenBank genome assembly.